AUGCCGUCCUUGGCGGCGCUUGUGCCGCUGGCCAUUCUGAUCGCUUUGCCCUUACUAGGCAAGCUACUCCGACAGUUUUUAGGAUGGUCACUUCGAAAACGAACAGAGGGCCGCCGCGCCCAUCUUAUAGAUCUCAUGACAGAGGAGGAUAGGGUUGCCCGGGCCCAAGAUCCUCGAGGCAGCGCCGAGACCAAACUCGUGUUCGACGUGGACGAUAAUCUCCAAAAUACUCUGAAUUCUCAAAAGGACUGGGCUGGCAUUGUUGGGUUCUUCCAUCCGUUCUGCAACGCUGGAGGCGGUGGAGAGCGAGUCCUCUGGGCUGCUAUCCGUGCCACGCAAGAUCGCUGGCCGAAAGCCAAAUGUAUUGUGUACACGGGCGAUCAUGAUGUAACCAAGGACGCUAUCCUAUCUCGAGUCAAGACCAGAUUCAACAUUGAGCUCCACGCUCCUACGAUAACAUUUCUCUAUCUCUCCAAGCGGGAUUGGGUCCUUCCCUCCACAUGGCCUCACUUCACACUGAUCGGCCAGUCGCUUGGCUCUCUCAUUCUGGCUUGGGACGCUUUCUCGCUAGUUGUCCCUGACAUCUUUAUCGACACGAUGGGCUAUGCAUUUGCUCUCGGAUUAUGCAAGCUACUCUUCCCCAAGGUUCCAACAGGGGCGUAUGUGCAUUAUCCCACGAUUUCUACCGACAUGCUCGAGUCUCUCGAAGGAACCCAAGGCGCACAUGCUGGAAAGGGCGCCGGAGCUCAAGGUUUCGCCAAGAAGAAUUACUGGAAGCUUUUUGCCAUCCUCUACUCCUGGGUUGGAUCAUCGGUUGAUAUCGUCAUGACCAAUUCGACUUGGACUCAAGGCCAUAUCAAGACCUUAUGGGACCCAUAUCGUAGGCAGAAGAGCAAGACGGAUCCGAUUGUAGUUGUGUACCCUCCCACAGCCGUGCGUGAAAUGGAGCAAGAAGUCGAAGUCUCCGAAGAGAGCGAGAAGCGACGAGAAAAGGCUAUUGUCUAUCUUGCACAGUUCCGACCUGAGAAGAAUCAUCAGCUCAUAUUGCGUUCCUUUGCUACCUUCGUCCAGACAAAGAGCGAAGCGUCCAAGGGUUCAAAUCUGAUUCUCAUUGGCAGUGUGCGUGAUGACUCUGAUGCGAAGCGUGUCUACCAGUUGCGACUUCUUGCUCAUGAGCUGGGCAUCAAAGACCUUGUCAAGUUUCACAUUGAUGCUCCCUGGUCGGAGGUUCUGGACUGGCUGAGGAGGGCAUCGGUGGGCGUCAAUGGCAUGUGGAAUGAGCAUUUUGGAAUUGGCGUCGUUGAGUAUCAGGCUGCUGGACUCAUUUCUGUCGUCCACGAUAGUGCCGGUCCCAAACUCGAUAUCGUUGUGCCAAUCGACGGCCAACCUACUGGUUUCCACGCGACAACAGAAGAAGAGUUUGCCGAAGGUUACGAGAAGGCCUUGUCGUUACCGGAUCCUUUGGGGGUUCGACUACGAGCUCGCGAGUCGGCCAAGAGGUUCACCGAGGAGGAGUUUGCAAAGAAGUGGACGGUUCAGGUGGCACGUUUGGUGUCACUAGUGAGACGAGAAACGUAA
Molecule: messenger RNA, 1578 nt
Organism: Fusarium sp. VM40
Lineage: Eukaryota; Fungi; Ascomycota; Sordariomycetes; Hypocreales; Nectriaceae
Source: the annotation of a GenBank genome assembly